CACACAAAGAAACUCAAUGAGUUAAACGUAGAGAAAAAGAAGAAAGAAGAACAACUGAAAGAACUAAGUACAGAGGAAUAUGCGAAAAAAGUGUCAGAAAAAGCAACAGAAGUAGCAAAAAUGGAACAAGAUGUCAUAAAUUUGAAAAACCAUACUACUCGAUAUAAAGUACUGAAAGAUGAAGAAAUAAAACAAAAAGCCCUGAAGACAUAUAUGGAUAGCGAUGAGUAUAAAAAGGAAGUUGAAGCAAAUGUAAAGGCAGAAAAACUUUUACAGUUGCAAAACCAAACCGUACAGUAUGAAAACUUAGCACAAGAAAGUAAAAAUAACGACGCGGCUAUGCAAAAGGCAAUGAAAAGCUCAGAAUAUAUAAAAGCUAACAAUGACUGGUUAGAUGCCCAAGCCAACGCUAAAGCAGCCCAGCUUAUAGGGUCAAUAAGGACAAAAAUACAAGCGGAUGAAGACAGUUCAAAUGAAGCUUUAACAAAUGCUGACUUUAAGAACGCCUUCGAAGCUCUUCAUAGUAAGGUGAAACAAGUGAACGACUUCUCAUCUGGAAAGAAACUGAAGUCUGAAGGUUUCGACAAAGAGUUAAGAGAAGUAGCACAAAAUAUGACGAAAAUAACAGAUGCAGCAACGAGACAGGCAGUUCAAAGUGCCUAUGACGCCGUUAGAGCAACUGUUGUGGAAAGUCAAGAAAAAGAGUUACAACAGACCAAAACAGACCUAGUAAAUGCUUUCUUAAAAACGAAAAGUCAGGUAGGACAUUAUGCUGCAGAUGGAACAUAUGUGCCAGCUGGUGGAACUUAUAUACCACCAAACCCUCCAAGAGAAGCACCUGCACCAGGACUACCUAA
Messenger RNA from Trichomonas vaginalis G3, 857 nucleotides. RefSeq names its product protein of unknown function, DUF4106 family. The annotation marks the transcript as partial. Lineage: Eukaryota; Parabasalia; Trichomonadida; Trichomonadidae. The record is from RefSeq and is a predicted model, not a curated record. The transcript has a single exon.